AUGGGAAAACCCAGCCUCACAGCUAUGCAUGAGUUCAUUCUGAAGGGCAUCACUUCAUGCCCUGAGCUGCAGGCUCCACUGUUUGGGCUGUUCCUCAUCAUCUACAUGAGCACACUGGUGGGCAACUUGGGCAUGAUCAUCCUCACCAAGGUGGACCAGAGGCUACAAACACCCAUGUACUUUUUCCUGAGACACCUGGCUCUCAGUGACCUUGGUUAUUCUACAGCUGUGGGCCCCAAAAUGUUGGUGAAUUUUGUGGUGGAUCAAAAUACAAUUUCUUAUUAUUUAUGUGCUACCCAGCUAGCUUUCUUUUGUGUGUUCAUUACUUCUGAACUUUAUAUUUUGUCUGUGAUGGCCUAUGACUGCUAUGUGGCCAUCUGUAACCCUCUCCUCUACAUGGUCAUCAUGUCACAGAGCAUAUGUCAGUUCUUGGUGGCAGUCCCCUAUUUGUAUGGGAUCUUUUUGUCUCUUCUAGUCACCACAAAGAUUUUUACUUUACCCUUCUGUGACUACAAUGUCAUCAGUCAUUUCUACUGUGAUAGUCUCCCCUUGAUCUCUUUGCUUUGUUCAAACACACAUGAAAUUGAAGUGAUAAUUCUAAUCUUAGCAGCUUUUAAUUUGCUUUCCUCUCUUCUAAUUGUCCUCGUGUCCUACCUGCUCAUCCUCAUAACCAUUCUCAGAAUGAAGUCUGCUGAGGGCAGGCGCAAGGCUUUCUCCACCUGUGGAUCCCACCUGAUGGCACUCAUAGUAUUCUAUGGGACUUUGUUAUAUAUGUAUGUACAGCCAAAGUCCAGUCACUCUUUUGACACUGAUAAAAUGGCUUCCAUAUUUUACUCCCUUGUCAUCCCCAUGUUGAAUCCCUUGAUCUACAGCUUGAGAAACAAAGAUGUAAAGUAUGCCCUACUGAGCACAUGGAAAAAAAUAUGCAAUAUCUUUUCAUAA
Molecule: messenger RNA, 942 nt
Organism: Marmota flaviventris (yellow-bellied marmot)
Lineage: Eukaryota; Metazoa; Chordata; Mammalia; Rodentia; Sciuridae
Product: olfactory receptor 8K3-like
Biological process (GO): G protein-coupled receptor signaling pathway
Cellular component (GO): membrane
Molecular function (GO): G protein-coupled receptor activity; olfactory receptor activity
Source: RefSeq, a predicted model, not a curated record